Molecule: messenger RNA, 429 nt
Organism: Vicia villosa (hairy vetch)
Lineage: Eukaryota; Viridiplantae; Streptophyta; Magnoliopsida; Fabales; Fabaceae
Product: secreted RxLR effector protein 78-like
Exons: 1
Coding region: 1-429 (142 amino acids)
Source: RefSeq, a predicted model, not a curated record
AUGAAGGUGGAUUUUGAGAAAGCUUAUGAUCGGUUAAGUUGGAAUUUGUUGAGGUUUGUUCUUAAGAAAAUGGGGUUCGGGGAAAGAUGGUUAAGGUGGAUGGAAGGAUGUGUGUUUACUAGCUCUUUGUCCAUUAUCAUUAAUGGGAGUGUCACUAAGGAGUUUAAUGUGGAAAAGGGCCUCCGCCAAGGUGAUCCGUUGUCCCCGUUUUUGUUUGUCAUAGCCGCGGAAGUUCUAACGGGCCUUAUGAAUAGAGCUACCUCGUUGGGUGAUUUUAGAGGUUUUCUUUAUAACGAAAUUGAUGCGUGUGGUAUGCUUCAAUUCGCGGAUGAUACAAUAUUUAUAGCGGAAGGAGAUCUCGCGAAUAUUUGGACCAUUAAGUCUAUUCUUAGAGGAUUUGAGAUUAUGUCGGGGGUGAGGGUUAAUUAA